Molecule: messenger RNA, 1966 nt
Organism: Schizosaccharomyces cryophilus OY26
Lineage: Eukaryota; Fungi; Ascomycota; Schizosaccharomycetes; Schizosaccharomycetales; Schizosaccharomycetaceae
Exons: 1
Coding region: 52-1755 (567 amino acids)
Cellular component (GO): nucleus
Molecular function (GO): DNA binding
Source: RefSeq, a predicted model, not a curated record
CCAGGGGGGUCGCCUUCUUAUUAUAAAAAGCCUUAAAUAAGACAAUAGAAAAUGCCGCCAGUGAGAAGGCAAGCGAUUACCAUUUCAGAAAAAAAGGCAAUAAGGAAUUUUUACAAUGGAUUUGAAAGUAAGCCUGGGCAAAAAGCAAUAAAAGAUUGGUUUGAAGACACGUUUCAAAAAAACAUAUCUCAAGCAACUAUAUCGACAGUAUUAUCUUCAAAAUAUGAUUACUUGGAUCAUACUGACCUUGUGAAUGAAGGUGCAGUAAAGUUGCGACCUGCGAAGUUUCCAGUCUUGGAGAAUGCGUUGGCUGAAUGGCGGCAACGAAUGGAAAAACAAAAUUUAUCCGUGAGCAGUGAGUCUAUUCGGCAUGCUGCGAUGGAAUUAUGGAAAAAAUUACCGGUUUAUCAGAAUCAACCACCUCCUGCUUUUAGUAAUGGCUGGCUAGAAAAGUUCAAAAAGCGACAUCCCUUGCUAUCCCAAAAAGAAACUUACACCACCACAUCUACGCAAUUAUCGCCGCAAGAGUUGCCUUCUGUCAAUCUUCAACAAGUAUCACAGAAUUCAUUAGAGUCUGCCACAUCUACUUCCCUUAAUCAAAAUUCCAUUUCUCUGCCUAAUACUCCCCCUAUUCUCGGGGAUGAUGGAGCUCAACCGAUCAGCGAUGUAGUGCGCAUUCACGAGCUAAAAAACAGUUAUGCCAUCAACGACAUUUUUAACAUGGAUGAAAUCUCUUUUUUCUGGAAACUCACUCCCAAACGCAUUAUCAGGAAAAAUAAUAUCGGAGGCGUUGAACGCAACAAAGCAUUUGUAACCGUUACCAUUUGCUGCAACGCCAACGGAACUGAGCGGUUGCCUUUGUGGAUUAUUGGAUACUCAAAAGAGCCAAGAGCUUUUCAGGCUGCCAAAAUUCCUCCUCAUAAUUUAAACAUAAUCUGGAAGCAUAAUGGUGUAGCUACAAUGAGUGAUUCUAUUAUGGAAGAAUGGCUUCGAUGGUUUGAUUCCCAAAUGAAAGGUAGAAAUGUUCUCUUGUUGUUGGAUAGUUCCAGCAUCCAUCAGACAAGCAUACAAAACAUUCGAAAUUCAAAAUAUCCUUUAAAUAAUGUAUUGGUUGUCUUAUUGCCUCCAAAUAUGACAAGCAUAUCCAAUCCAUGCGAGCAGGGCAUCAGCAAAACCUUCAAGGCUCAUUACCGUCGAUCGUGGAUUUAUAAUAUUUUACUGAAAACUGAAAAAGAUAUAAAUCCUUUACGCACUGUAAACAUUUUGCAAGCUGUUCGCUGGAUGGUGGACAUUUGGGAAUAUCAAAUUGAACCUGCUACCAUUGCUGGUUAUUUUCGUCGCUCUGGUGUAUUGGGCCCGUUACUAGAGGCAGAACCAGAACCUUCUGAAACUUCACGGAUAGUAUCUCAAUUACAACAGACAGUUUCAAGGUUUGAUAGUCAGAAAACCGCCGAUAUUGAAAAUUUCAUCGAUCCACCUGAGGAAUUAAAUCAAGACCAAGACGGUUUGUUGGUCAAUCAAGUUGCGGCCCACUUCCUUCCUGAUCGUGAUUUUGAAACCGACGAGGAUGAAAUCAUUGAACCAUACGUCUCACUCAAAGACGCUUCAAAAGCUUUGGAAAUAAUUCUAAAAUAUGAGCAGCAGCAAGAUUUUGGUGAUCUUAAUUUAAUCAAGACACUAAAUAUUUACCAAAAAGCCCUCAAUGUAAAAAUAGAAAAGUCCUCCAAGAUGGAAUUUAUUAACACGCUUUUUUAAUGAUAAUUUUAUUUUUAAUCUUUCCUUUAAUUCUUUGCUGUUCACAUUAUUCUGGUAAUACAGAAAACUACCUUUUACUUUCGAACAUAUAAUUCCUAUACUCUGAUCUUUCCAAUAUAAUGAAAUACGACUAAAAAGUUAUUCAUAAAUAAUAUGUCUAUAUUGUCUAUAAGUCUAUAAGUCUAUGAGGAGGUCUAAGUUUAAAUAAUUU